UUAACAUAUUGUUCUUAUUUUAAGUAUUGUAUUGGGUGUCGUUCCUUCUUUAAAGUGUGAAUUAUAAAUGAACAAUAAAACAGUUUGCAUGAUAAAGUGUCAAGAAUCAGCUGACUUUUCAAAGUUAUGGGAAAAAUUUAAUUUAAGGGGAGAAAAAAAGUCUUCAAACUUCUAAACUGACAAACACAAACACGGUGGUGCACGUGGAGAAGCAGAAUAAAAAGGAGAAUGUCACACACUGUUACUGAGGCUGAUGUGGUGAAGUGGCUGUGGCGCCCCCUGCUGGUUGCACUAAACACUAACACUUCAUUGUGAGGAAAAAUCCCAACUUUGACACAAACUGAUGAGUAGAAACGUUUCAGUAGAAAUGAAACUAAAACACAGCUGAAAAUCCAAAUGAUGUAUAUACACUCUGCUGUAGAGUGCCGCAUUUAGAAAGAAAGAAAGAAAGAAAGAAAUAUGGAGAGCGAAGGGAGAGAGAGUAAAAAAGCUAUUAAGGCUGGAAAAGAAGGAAAGAAAGACAAAAAUGAAAGAAUUGAUGGAGGAAAGAAAGAAGAAAUGACAAAAAGAAAGAAGUGCAGUUAAGGAUGAAUUUCCUUCUUAAUUUCUGUGUUCCUAAGGUGACAAUACAAAUUGGAAUACAGUGUUAUUAUUAUUACCCUUUAUUCUGCAAUCUUUUUAUUUGUAGUGCCAAUCUAAAUUUGCGGCGUUUACAUUUUCUUCUCCUCAAAGCACAAUCUACUAUUACUACAUGACCAUAAUGCAUCGCUGUUUUCCAUAGUACGUUUAAUUAAGCAGUGCUUAGUUCAGAUUAUUCUAAGCAAAGAUCCCACUGUCUCCUCCCAAGAGAGAAACUUGGCUUCACUGCGAGCAAUUAAUACCAAUGGAGGACGUGAAUUGCUGACUAAUAAGAGUAGAAAAAAAACUGCUGUAUCAAUGGGACCGGCUCUGCACCACCUCCUCAUGGAAGCUCACUGUAGAUAAUUGAAUAAAUAUGUAUAAUCAGAAGCUUGUAAUGUAUGUCUGAUAACACACUGUAUGUUAUUAUGUAGCCCAGAUAUGAGGACACUUGUGUCUCUUAUGUGUCUGUACAUAAGAGACAAGGUUACAUUAUUACAGCUGACUGGUGAUGCAGAGAGAACACAUGGAAAACGCAUCAGCACAUUGAAGUCAAUGGACCGUGAACCUGGUCAGCAACAAAACCACCACCUGCGCGUUGAACCUGGUUGUUUGUCUGUCUGUACGUGCAUAUAUAAGACACCAGCAGGGGGGUGUGAACAGCGUUGAUGUCUCUCUCCACUCUCACGCUCCACGCACAGAAAACACGAGCGAUGGCGCCGUGCAAAGAAUGAUGCCAUGUCAGAGGUCCUCACUGUAGAUGCCUUUUUGUUUGGGCUGCUGGUCUUCUCUGGCAUCCUGGGAAACAUCUUGGUCAUCCAUGUGGUGUUUCAGUCAGCCAGUGAGAGUCCGGCUCGCAGACUCCCUCCCUCUGACACUAUUUUGGUGCACUUGUCACUGGCCAACCUGCUGACCUCACUUUUCCGCACUGUUCCCAUCUUUGUGUCAGACCUGGGCCUGGACGUGUCUCUGUCUCCAGGCUGGUGUCGAGUCUUCAUGCUGCUGUGGGUGUGGUGGCGGGCUGUCGGGUGCUGGGUGACUCUGGCACUCAGCCUCUUUCACUGCACCACUCUCAGGCGACAGCACGUGGCCUUCGGACCUCUGGCUCAGCAGAGGGAGAGGCGGCGGGUGUGGAUCGCUCUGGGCCUGGUGUGGGGGGUGAACUUGGUCUUCUCCAUUCCGGCUCUGGUGUACAGCACGCACGUUCACGGCAACGCCACUGUGGAGCUGAUGGUGAUCAGCUGCACCACCAGGCCCCUGCUGGGCUGCGUGUGGGAGUUCCCCUCAGCCGAGCAGGGCUCAGCGUUUGCGUCCACCUCGCUGGCGCUUAAUGAGGUGCUGCCUCUGGUGCUGAUGGGUUUCACUAAUCUGGCCACACUUCACGCUCUGGCCAAGCACAUCAGAGCCGUCACGUCAGGGGGGGAGUCGGGCGUCGGUCACGGAGAACUGGACAAACACGUCUCCACGGAGCGCAAGGCAGCCAACGUCAUAAUGUCCCUGGUGUCGCUGUUCGUGGUCUGCUGGGUGCUGCAGGUCGCUGCAGUCACAUACUACAACCACGACGGGGGGCACCAUGCCGAGGGGCUGCUGACCGUGGCUCAUUUUUCCGCCUCGCUGUUUGUGGGAUUCAGUCCGAUGGUGGUGGCACUGGGACAUGGCAAGCUGAGGAAGAGGAUCUCCAGCAUGAUACUGGGGUGGUCUAAAGUCCUUAAAUGUCACAGUAAGGUCACUGAGGAGAGGACUAAUUCCCCAAAGACUGACUCUAAAAAUGGAAAACAAACCAUUUUUGUUGUUCAAAAGAGGGAAAAGACAUAAAUAACGAGGUGCGGGAAAUUCUCUGGACAGAAAUGUUGACAAGUAUUAAUCAUUUUUGCUUGAAUUUGCAGUGUGGUGAUUUUUUUGUUAUUUUUCUGCCUGUGUUCUGUCUUUGUGAACAAAAACAACGUCAUGUUGCUUUUGUUCUGUCAAGCAAAACUAUCAGACCUGACUGAGGGAGUGUUUGUGUGUGUAAACUGACAGUUUUACCCUUGUGUUUCCAUGUU
Molecule: messenger RNA, 2660 nt
Organism: Solea solea (common sole)
Lineage: Eukaryota; Metazoa; Chordata; Actinopteri; Pleuronectiformes; Soleidae
Product: olfactory receptor class A-like protein 4
Exons: 2
Coding region: 1357-2433 (358 amino acids)
Biological process (GO): G protein-coupled receptor signaling pathway
Cellular component (GO): membrane
Molecular function (GO): G protein-coupled receptor activity
Source: RefSeq, a predicted model, not a curated record